GCAAAGGGUUAUGUUGGUCCAAGCUCAAGCCAGCAUCGGCAGCUCCAACGACAUCUCGUCAGAGCAUGGUCAAUCGAUUCCUCAUCCACCACAGGUAAAAAACCAUGGCUACAAACGCAGCCCUGCAAACAAACGUAACAUUACGAACUACUCCUGUCAGAUUCACGCUGCUCGAAAGACUCCCCGAAGAAAUCGUGCUCCUCAUUCUCGGCUUCAUCCAGCCAUGGGACCUCUGGCUCAAGGUCCGACACGUCAACUCCGUCUAUCGCUCCUAUGCCGAAGACGUCGCCUCCAAGCUACUUGUACCGCAGUUUGACAUCGGGUUGAGAUUCAAUCUCAGCUCCGGCAAUGUGCCCAGAUGGUACGACGUGCGUGGGACGGUGAAUCAUCGCUUCCGCUGCAUCAAUCGCCCCAACCCGCAGUACGCGCUCUUCGAGACGGCGAGCAUCACGCCAGAGGCCCAACGCGACCGCGUGCUCGAGACGUGGAAACGCAUGUGUGCACAGGGCUUUGGACCGGCGCAGGAGUGGCGCGUGAAGUUCAUGGGCACGGAUAUCGAGAUGCACAUGCCGAGAGUCGUGCCGGCCGACGGCGAUGGUAUCUAUUGUGACUGGAGGGAGCUACUCGACGUCUACUUCGCCCGCUUGCCGACGAUAUGGGAAGAGUGCAUCAAUGGAGCUCGAAUCGGUAUGCUUGCGAAAGAACACGCUAUUUCUAGGGCAUUCGCCGGUCUAUCGAAUUACUACUGCGACUGCAUCUUCCUUUCCCUCGGACGAACCAGCUAGGAUUGAUUGGCAACCAGCUACACGUGACUGUCCACUUCGUCCUAUGGCAGAGUCGCGCACUUCUCCUUGAACAGCUUUUCAGCCUGCUGCCAGA
Messenger RNA from Neohortaea acidophila, 879 nucleotides. RefSeq lists its product as uncharacterized. The transcript is spliced from 2 exons. NCBI's taxonomy places the organism in Eukaryota, Fungi, Ascomycota, Dothideomycetes, Mycosphaerellales, Teratosphaeriaceae. Gene Ontology annotation, molecular function: protein binding. The record is from RefSeq and is a predicted model, not a curated record. The coding region runs from base 105 to 785 and encodes 226 amino acids.